CCAAGACCAAGACAUGUAAACAAACGAAGCACACGUGCGACAACCAGUCUCCGUAUUCACAGGCCAACCCUAGAGGACCUGCUGGGCAGCGACGCCCUCAGCCCCAACACUGCCUUCCACGCCCUCAAGUGCACGCAAACCUUCCUGCAGAAGUCGGGGCAACUCGACAGGAUCAAACUCCCGCCCUGGUGACGACGGCCAACACAAUCAACGACUCCUGAUAACAACUACCACUGACGGGGCUCCAGAGGCUGUGGGCCCACAGCCUAACUAGCCCCAUAAAACACCCACGAAGAAGAAGACAUGGGUGACCCUGCUGGCGGGCGCGUACAUGAGCACUCCGCUCUGGACGAAGAGGAUGUAACCUUCAUACCGGGCCUUUUCAAAGGAAGUAAAGGCAAUGACGAGGUGGAAGCAGAUGACCUCUUCAUUAAUCAAGCAGCAUUACAAGACUAUUGCAGCAUCUUUUCUCCUGAUGGUGUCCCCAAGAACAUCCGUGGUGAUCCAUAUCUAUCUGAAAUAGUCAAAUUUUCAGAAGAAUGCUUAAAUGACAUAGCACAGGUACAGAUUCAGCGAGAACAGAAAGAAAGAGAGGAUAAAAGUGUUGAAGAAAAGAAAAAAAAAGGUCAAGAAAUAGCAACUCAAAAAAUCAAGAAAACUCUUGAUCGUCAAGUGGACAGCGUAUUACAUGAAAGAUCCUUCUACCUGAAAAAGCAGUGUCCUGUGAAAAUUCCAUACAAGUCUUCAUUAACACAUGAAGAACAUGCAGCUUACCUCCGAGCAUUUAUCAAGUUCAACAUGAGACCAACCAGGACUGCAGCAGACACAGCAGAAUAUGAAAAUUAUCUGAGGCUCCAGCAUCGGGUUUAUGAAGAACAGAAGAACUUCAUGGAGUUUUCAUAUCAGGUUGCCGAACUUGAACUUCAGACAUACAACACUGUCCCAGAAGUCAUCACCAGUUUCAUUCGUAACUAUGUUCAGCAUCGCUCCAAGAGAGCCACCAAAUAUGAAGAGCAAUAUGUCUGUGAGCAGCAGGUGCCCAUUUGCCCCCAAGAUCAAGAAAAACAUCUCACUAAUUUAUCUUUUUCUCACCUUGGUCAUGUUUUAAGUUUGGGAACUUUGCCUCAAUUUGUUAUUCCACACAAAUUAAAGCUGCACACACUGAAUGUUGAUGACAGCAUAUCAAAGAAGGACCAUAUGGCACAAAAUGUGUUGCCAGACAAGAACAUACUAAUCAACACUCCAGUGAGUGCUGACCGUAAUGCAGAAUAUCUGGCUCGGCAUCAUCAGGCAAAUAUUGUAAUAUCAACCAGUGCUAUGAAGGUUCUUGCUGACAAUCAUGGCCCAAACUUUUAUAAAGAAUGGGAUAUUCCUGUGGAGGUGAAAUCAUAUGUAGAAAAAGAUGCAGAUGGAAGAGAAACCAACCACAGAGUGGUUUAUAUAGAUAAGCCAAUGCCCAAGAAAAUCUGGACUCCAUUAGAGAAGAAACAAUUAUAUUUCAAGAAAGCUGCUUUGGCAAAAUUCACGGUGAUUAAAAAGACAGGAAUGUUCAGAAUGGAAACACCUUCUAUCUUCAAGUCCUCAGAGGCAGACAAAUGUGAUACUGAUGGUGCAUCAAGAAGUGUAACAAAAUAUGAUGGUCCCUUCAUGGAUCUUUCUUACACUGCUGACUGUGAUGUCUUUGGAGAUGAAUCUAUAGGUAGUGAAGAUAUCAAAAGGAAAAUUAAGGAAAAAAAAAAAUCUCCAACAAAAGCUGCCAAAUCAGAAAUGGAUUCACUGAAUAAUUCUAAGGACAGUGACCAAGAUGGUGAAGAAUUUUUAAACAUUAGUGUAGAUGAAGGGAAAUCUAUUGAUGCCCCUCAAAUAUCAGGAGAGACAGUUGAAAGUGAACAUAAGACCAGUGCUUCAGAAUUAGUUGGGGAUCUUUUUAACAACAAGAAAGUUUCUGUAGAACCCCCUCCCCUAGACAAAGCUCCAGUACAGAACAUUCAAAAUGAUACAAAUCAGAAAGAUUCUAAUGUCAACUCAGAAAAUUUCUUAGAUAAUUUGUUAACCAUGCAAGACUCAAUGUUAAAACCAUUGCAAACUCAAAGUGAGACAACAAGAGGGAAUGAUGGUGCCAUAACCUCAGCCUCAGACAGACAUCCACAGAAGCCCUGGACACACACACUGCACACAAAUUGGAAGAAAGUUUUUCAGCCUCAUAUCUGUCCUGAAGGGACGGGCAAAAAUGCCCACUAUCAUCUCUUUUCCCUGGGAUCAAACACCUGUCAGUCCAGUGGUUCCUUCCAGUCCAUGCGCAUCCUUGUGAGAAGUAACCUUCAUGGUCACUCUUACUUUAAAAAUGAAGAGAAUAAAUGCAAGCCAUACAUUGUAUAUCCAAAGAUUGAAAGUCAAGCCUUUUUUGGAUGUGAAGUAAACACCUUGUCAGAAAUUACUCAGCAGUGGGUUCAACUUUUAGUCCGACCAAACACUUCAUUACUUCAAGUUCGAGUGUGUGAAGGUUCUGGAGAAGUUCUCAUGACUGAAGAAAAGGAUUUGGCCACCAUUUUGAAAGAAGGAAAACAGCUGCAUGUCGGAUUUUCUCCCCUUCAGCCUUUGGCAACACUCUAUUCAGUUUUUUCUGCAGUACUUGCACAGCCAACUGGCCAUUACCUCCUUCACCAUGACUCUAACACUAAUGCAUUUAUUCAGCUGAUGAAGGCUUCCAACCCUAGCAGAGAAGCAACUUUGCACACGUACAAUCUCCAUAAGGUGUAUGCAGCUCCUGCAGUCAAUACAAGAAUGUACGCUGUGGCUCCCUGGUUAGCCAUUGACACCCAUGUACUUUCUCCCUUUCAUAUGAAGCAUAAGAAGAUUCCAGGAACCUUUCCAAUGAGUAAUCCUAACCAGAAAAUCUCUAUGGCUAAAAGAAAAAAAAUAGCUGAGAAGUCAAAGAAGAAGAAAAGCCUACAUGAUUUAAAAAUACAAAAGGAAGAGGAACUCAGUUUAUUUUAGAAGGCUGGAACUACCAUCAGGACAAAUAAAAUUCAAGAAAACAGAAAUUCAUAACUGUAGAAGAUAGGGUAAUACCCAAAACUACUAGUAUUUUGUAGGUAAGUGUCAUGUGUGUGUGUGUGUAUUUACCUAUUUGUACCUACCUAUUUGUAGUAUACAGGGCUUAAGUUCAAGCUCGGACAGUCCAGUCUCCCAAUCUAUAUUUGUCCAGCUGUGUGGGUGUGGGUGUGUCUGUCUGUGUGUGUAUUUACCUAGUUGUAUUUACCUAGUUGUAAUUUUACAGGGCCUGGGCUUACGCUCGUGUGGUCCCGUCUCCGUAUCUAUAAUUAUCCAACUUUUCCUUGAAACUUUGCACACUCUUCGCCGAUACUAUUUCUUCACUUAAUCUGUUCCAAACCUCUAUAUUUCUUUGUGGGAAGCUAUAUUUCUUUAUGUCUCUUGAGCAUCUUCCCUUCCUCAGCUUUUUACUAUAUCCUCUAGUAUUCCUGCUGGAAGGUUUCUCUCUUAGUAGCAAUUUCUCGUUAUCUACUUCUUCCAUUUUACUCAAUAGCCUAUAUAUUUGUAUUAGGUCUCCUCUUUCUCUUCUUUGUUCUAGUGUUGGCAAGUCCAUUUCCUUUAGUCUCUCUUCAUAUGUCAGUCCCUCCAGUUCUGUAACCAUUUUUGUUGCCAUCCUCUGUAUUCUUUCUAUUUUUACUAUGUGUUUCUUCAUAUGUGGAGACCACACUGUUUCUGCGUAUUCUAGUUUAGGUCUGAUCAUAGUAGUUAUUAAUUUUUUCAUCAUUUCUUUGUCCAUGUAGUGGAAUGCUAUGCCUAUAUUUCUCACCAUGUUAUAUGUAUCACCAAAGAUCCGAUUUAUAUGACUUCCUGGUUGUAUAUAAUCUUGCAUUAUUACUCCCAGGUCUCUCUCUUCAUUUACUUUCUUUAAUAUUUCACCAUCUCCCAUUUUAUAUGUCCAUUUUGGUCUUUCUACACUUUUUCCCAUUUCCAUAACAUGACAUUUCUUCACGUUGAAUUUCAUCUCCCAUUUCUGACUCCAUUUCCAAAUCUUGUGUAGGUCUUCUUGCAGCUCCUUGCAGUCUUCACUGUUUCUUAUAUGUCUUUGCAGUUUAGCAUCAUCUGCGAACAGGCUCAUGUAGCUGUUUAUUCCCUCUGGCAUAUCAUUAAUAUAGAUAUAGUGUGUGUGUGUGUGUGUGUGUGUGUGUGUGUGUGUGUGUGUAAAAGCCCAUUCACACUGUGCCGACUCUGGGCUACAAGAACUCAGCGACUUUUGGAUUUGACAAGUUGGCUUCCAUGCUCCAAGAAUGUUUUUUUUUUUUUUUUUUUCUUUUUUUUUUCAAUGGUGCUGCACUAUUCAUCCUUCUGCCACCAUGGAAGACUCACGUAGGUCUCACUCUCGCGUCCUGCACACCCAAGCAAAAGAUAUUAUAAAUAACGUAAAUAAGAGAGAGAGAGGGGGGGGGCGAGCUACAUGCAAAAUUUGGUGAGGCUAGAUAAAAAAUAAAGUCACGACGCCUUUUUAUUGUUUUGAGAGUUUGCCCGCCUAAUAUUUAGGCGGUUCCGCCGACACCCAUCAAGGAUACGGAGUCUAUGGAUAAACAAAUAGAUUUGUGGAGGAAAGUGGAGGAGAGGGAAGGGAAGAACACAGAUGUAAGAUCAUGGAAAAUAUCCCACUGAUUCACUGGCAAUACGCACAGAUUUCACUGAGUAAAAGGUUGAAAAGACGUCCUCCUGGAGGUGGGUUUUGUGUGUGUGUGUGUGUGUAUAUGUGUGUGAGAGAGAGAGAGAAAGAGAGAGAGAGAGAGAGAGAGAGAGAGAGAGUAGAUGGAUACAUCGCUGACUUUUUUUUUAGCUGGGGCAAAUAGUUUUUUUUUAAUCUAUUUUCAUUCCUUUUUCAUCUUUAUUCAUCUUUUUUUUAGGGGGCCCCCCCCCUAAAAAAAAGAUGAAUAAAGAUGAAAAAGGAAUUGGGAGGAGGGCACUUAGGCAGAGGCACCCUUCUUCCAUGGCUGUGAAACAAAUAAAAAAAAAGAGAAGGAAAUCUAGAACAAAAUUUAUUUAGAUAUUACACGUUUUAUGAAGCAGGAGAGAUAAGCUUCUUUCCAGCAGGGAAGCCAUGCUUGAACUGGACUAUGAAAGUACGUCAUGUUGUACCAUUUUCUGUACCAUGUCACAUUGUGUGGCGAAGAUGCUCUCUUGGGUAAGGGGAAGGCGGGAAGGGUAACACUUAUCUCCCUUUCUCUUCCUCUCUUUGCCUUCAUUUGGUUUUAUAUGUCUUUCUCCUCCCAUUCCUCUUCUUGUUUACUUUUAUCUUACCUUCCUAUUUCUCCUCAUUCAUUUUCUUCUUCCUUCCUCCCUUUCCCUUUCUCUUCUUCAUAUCCUUUCCUUUCUCCCUUUUUCUUUUUACCUUCCUUUGCUUUUAUCUAUCUUUCCCCUCUCAUUCCUUUCCUUAUUUAUUCUAAUCCUAGCUCUCUUUCUUCUCUUUUGUUCUUUUUCACUUCUUUUCCUAUCUCCCUUUCCCUUCUUUUUUUAUGCCCUCUUUUGCUUUUAUCUAUCUUUCUUCUUCCCAUUCCUCUUCUUAUUUACUCUUAUCUUAGCUUUCUUUUCUUCUCUCGUUCUCUUCCUCCUUUCCUCUCUCCCUUUCUCUUCUUUUCACCCUCAUUUGCUUCUAUUUAUCUUUCUUCUUCCACGUCAAACAUUUUGUCAAGAGUGGGAGCGGGAGUCGAAUCAGCCUCAUGGAAUAGUCACCAGUUUGACACAGUCAUACCAGUGAUAUCCCAUGAUUCUGCAUGUGACUUGAAGAUUUGGAUCUUCGUCCUUUUACACAGGUAUUGACAAUGCCAUAUACUCGUGCUGAGUGAGUCCAUAACCAUAGCUGGGCGUUAUCGCGAUAAGUUAUCACGAUACUUUAUCGCUGAUAACAAAAUUGGGUUAUCGGCCAUCCGCUACUUAUUUAAAUAUUUAUCGGUAUCUUCGUUACUUUUGUAACCAAACUUGUGAUAAUCGCUACUUUUUUUCUGCCUCUCAGAAAAAAAAAUUGUCCCCUCCCUACUGCGCAUGCGUGGCCCGGGCGCCCGGUGUUGUAUGAAAAAACUUCGGGGUGUGAAAUAUCUUCCGUGAAGAGAUUUCAUACUUAAAUCAUCAACAUUAAAACACUAGGUUAUUUUUUGUUAGAUUAAAAAAUCAAUAUAUCAAAGAGAAAAAUCAUUUAGCUUUGCUCCAAAAAUGAUUAUUCACUGCCUCAAAUUUGAUAUUCCAUACAUAUUCAUUUGUGAGCAUGCCAUGGUAAUGAAGGCACCCAGUGUUGUGUUAUUUGGUGUCCCAUCUUCAACAGCUGGCGCUUUUGUUUACAAACACUGGUCUCUCGUGAACUGCGCAUGUUCAGAAUAGUAAGUGUAGCCCUGUACAGUCUCACAAAGCUUUUUAACACAUUAAGAGUUGCUGGAAGGCAGAAGCAGACAUACAGUACCACCCUCCUCACUGUUUCUAGAAUGACACUCUGUACAUAUAAAUACAACUCAUACAGAGUGUCGGUCUAGAAAAGCGGGGAUGGUGGUAGUGGUAUUGUAUGUCUGAUUCAGUCUUCCAGUAACUCUUAAUUACGGUUAAAAAGCUUUGUGAGACUGUACAGGUCUACGCUUACUGGUCUGAGCAUGCACAAUUCACGAGAGACCAGUGUUUGUAAACAAUAUCGUUGAUGGUGGGGACGCCAAAUAACAUAACACCGGUUCAGGCGUUUCUAGUAUUACUGUCCAUAGGUACGUGUCAACGUGUGGUUUUCAGAUUUCGUACGUUUUCUAAAAUACGGAUAAUGAAAAUUUGAAUUCAUCAAUGUUUUUUAUUUGAAAUAUCAAUAUAGUAUCGUUUUUGCCUAUCCGACUUUUCGCUAGCUAGUAUCGGAAUUGUGGAUUUAUAUCGGUAUCAGUUAUCGGUUAUCGCCUAUAUUUGUGUCUCCAGUUAACGAAUAUCGGUUAUCACCGAUAAGGUUUUCCAUUAUCAGUUAUCGGUUAUCGGGAAUAAGAUUUUCUGUUAUCGUGCCCAGCUAUGUCCAUAACCCUGUGGACCAAGCCAAUCUGCCAUAAGACUUCCUGGUGAGACCUGAUGUUGUUCUGAACUAUGCUACCAAGGUACAUGAAAUUUUCAAAGAUCUCAACAUGCAUGAACAGACUGUACUGUUUCAUCUAUAAAAGGCUCCAACACCUGUAGGGUGAUGUGGGGAUGUACCGUAUUGCUAAAUGGCUGUUGGUGGGUGGGGUGUCUGACAUCUCCGUCUUCCAAUACAAUAGCGUAGGUUAAGAAACUAUUUGUAUUUCUUUACUUAACUCAUGUAUUACACAAAAUAGGCAAAUUUUGUUGAUGAUAUUGGAUUCAACAGGGAUCAUACAAAUAUUAACGUGAUUUUCAAAACUUGACAGGGUAAAAAAAUAAAGUAAUUAUGGUGAGUAGAGGUCAGAGAAUGACAUUCAGUGUUCAUACCACUUUUUACAAAUCCUUCCUUGUCUCCCCUUAUAUCACACUUUAUCUAAAAUUUGAAAGUUCUAUUGCAUUCAGGAUUAUUUAAAGUAUGAGAACAAAAGUUUUAUUCUAAAAUUGAUUCCAUAAUAGCUUCAAAUAUUGGUAAUCAGUAAAAGGUGAUAUAAUCAUUAAAAGAUAUUCUCUGACUUCUCACAGUAAUUACUUUGUCUUUAAACCCUGUCGAGUCCUAAAAACGGUGCUAUAGUUGCACAAAUACUGCUUAAUCUAAUCAUACAUAAAAAAAAUAAAAAAAUUUUUACAUAUCUUUUGCAACGUAUGAACUAAGUACAGUAAUAUGAAUAUUUUCUGAAUCUAGACUUGUGUGUUAACAUCAGGCACCCCACCUACCAAGUCAAUCAGCAGCGUCCUUACUUACUCGGCUAGGAGCAAAGGGUUCAGCUUAAGUGAGUGAUUUAUUGUUGUAUGUUAUCUGUUAAUCAUGCAUUUCCACUAUAUGUAAUUUUUUUUAUAUAUAGUUUUAUCAAUUUUUAAAUGUAUAUAAUUAUCUACCAGCAAGAAAACAAGGAUAGGUCAAACUGUGGUUCCUUUAAUUGUACAAAUGUUUAGAAGUUAUAUCUGCCAAUUGAGCUUUAAAUAUAAGUUUAAGGGUCAGUGCAUGAUGAUUAAUAAGCUAUCUAGGUUCCUUCAUAUCUUGAGUUAUAAAUAAGUUUAGAUUUAUUUUACAUAUUCAUGACUGUGUUCCUUUUUAAUUAUAGGGAAAGAUUAAUUAAGGUGCAGAUUAUUUUGUAAAAGUUUUUCUUAAAAACAAGAUUUAAACACUGAAAUGACUUUUAUUUAUUUAAUUUGUGCUGAAUGAACCACUCAACAAUUCUUUUUUUAUAAGUGUGUAUCAGAGGAAUGACCUUUCAGUGUAGUUCACUGUUCAGGUCAGUCUUGAUACAGUUCUGAUUCUCAAAAUAUUACCCAAAAGUAGUUUGUCAGUGGUGGUUUGGGGUUGUUUUGCAUCCUUCCUCAAUCUUCUUCACUGCAACCCCAUAGGGGGUUGGGGGCUGGUUACCUCGGUGGGUAUGAUGCUUGGCUAGUAACUGAAAUGUUAUGAGUUUGAUAUCAGUUCACAGCAGCUUCUUAGUAGUGUCCUCUUAGUAACACUAGCAGAGCUAAAUAGUCUUAGCUACCUAGUUCGAGAAUAUUUUUUAUUCUUUAUUUUAAUCAACACUAAGAGAACUUUUGAUAUGUAACAAGCAUAGGUUUUGAGGUAAAAAGUGUAUUUGUUCUGCAAACCGGGCUCUCGGACAAAUCUUCCCCCUCCUCUUACUCAGCAUCCAUCCCCUGAACUAUGCACUUCUAUCACAUUCAAAAGGUUGUUUUAAUUAUUAGUUAGUGGUGUGCUUAAAAACUUUGACCCAUUUUUAUUAUCCUUUUUUCCACCCUUUUUCUCUGUCAGAUUUUUUUUUUCUUUUUCCCCAGGCAAGUAUUUAUAGUGGCGUCAUCUUGCAUUGGCUCAUGCUGCCCCCCGGAGCUCAUCUUUGAUCCUAGAAUCUAGAGUCCUUGUUGAUAGAUGGUCUUCUGGACAGCAUGUGGGUAGUCUUAGGCCACUCAGCGGUGACUGAAAAAUCCCGGCUUGUGGCACCGGGUGGGGUGCGAACUCACGUCGUCCUAGAUGCGGCGCCGUCACGCUAUCCACUCAGCCACUGUCUCCCCAUCAGGUACCUGUGCUGUUAGGUCAAUUCUUGUAUGGCUGUCACAAUAUAGAUAACUCAAGAAUUGUCCUCUAGUUCAUUUCUGCUUCUUGUGAAAAAAAAAAUUGACAACCAUUAUGAUGACUGGAAAAGUGUAUGCCAUACCUCAAGCCCAUAGCAAUGAAGAUUACUAAAGUCAGUAUCCUGGUGCCAUAAGGAACUAGGUAGCUGGCAAAAUUAAGAAAAUACUCAGAAGGGUUGGCUAUGCACUCCCAGAUAAUUUCUGCUUUAUCAGCAACAGCCAAUUCUUCAGACUGAAUGAAUGCCUAAUACCUGUAUAUAGUCUGAAAACCAAUUCUGGUUAUAUGAGCAAGUACUUCCUUCCCUACCCGGAAGUCAAAACCCUACUCACUGGGUUGUUUCCAUACGAGAUAACCUUGAGUGAAGGAGGCCAAGGGGAUGCCCACAAAGUUUAGGGCUAGAGGAAGUCAAUGGAUCCUGCUUAGAAGUACUUAGCAGGAAUGGGUACCUGGAUGGAGCCUUGUUUGGAGGAGUUCCCGGGGAUGGCCUUGUAGGGUGAGCUACAGCCAUGUUUAUGACAGUCCUAGAUAGCAUUAACAGAUUGCAGAACAGUUUGUUAUGGAUGAGAAUAGCUUUCAUCAUUGAAAAUGUCUCUUUGGUUACCUUUCCAUAACUACUGAAGUCAUUGCUAUUUAGUCAAGGUUGUCCACAACUACUGAAGUCAUUGCUAUUUAGUCAAGGUUGUGCAGUUUUGAUGUAGCCAUAAACUUAGGUUUCCCACAAAUGCAGGGUAGGGAGGUCAAGCCUUGUGAAUACAAUCCACUGUCAGAUAAAAGAUCACCUAAUAAAAUGGACAACAGUAACACUCAUGCAACCUGUUGUGCUGAUCAAGAUUUGGCUAUGAUCAUAACAUCCAUAUCCCCUCUGCAGGCUGUUGUAAUAGCCUUGUUAUUUAAAGUAGGGUGAAGGUAUAAUUACUUUCUGGGAUAAAUAAAAGAAAUAUGUAUGUCCCACUUAAAGGGGUUAUAUUAGAAAGAAUAUAAAAUAUUCUACUUUUGGAUGUGAAAAAUCACAUACAUUAAAUAAAUAGGUAUCACAUUAAAUUUGGUAAAAAGUUUUCACACUUGUAAGACUUGAAAGUGUAAAAUUAAUGUCUCCUUUUAAAGUUGACAUGUAAAUGGAAAACAUGUACAUUAUUUCUAUCAAUCUGUGAUAUAUUAACUGCUAACUUAUUUGAUCUUUACGAUCAUUAAGGGCUUGCACAAGUGCACAUAAUUAUCUUUAAAACUUUACAUAUUAAAAUGCUAAGCUUCUUUACACAAUUGUUACCCUUUACAAGGUUGAAAACUAGUUAGAAAAAUUAUUUCCAUUUUAAACUUACUGGACAUCAAAACCUCUUUACUUAAAUCUAGUCAUUGGUCCAUUAGGUAAGAUAGUUUCCACCAUUAAUACAAAUAGCACUUAAGAUAAACUAUAACAAGGAGAUCAGGUCACUGGGGUAAGGUUGGAACUGUUACAAAGCUAAUAGCAGGUGCAAGAGUUGAUACUUUUGGAGCCACAGGA
This is a messenger RNA of Eriocheir sinensis (Chinese mitten crab), 10730 nucleotides long. Its product is annotated as little elongation complex subunit 2-like. The transcript has 15 exons. NCBI's taxonomy places the organism in Eukaryota, Metazoa, Arthropoda, Malacostraca, Decapoda, Varunidae. Gene Ontology annotation, biological process: snRNA transcription by RNA polymerase III; positive regulation of transcription by RNA polymerase III; snRNA transcription by RNA polymerase II. The coding region runs from base 304 to 2997 and encodes 897 amino acids. The record is from RefSeq and is a predicted model, not a curated record. Gene Ontology annotation, cellular component: transcription elongation factor complex.